UUCGCUCGCCUAUGUAUCUCUUCACUCGGUUGCCCCAAUCUCUCUCUCUCUCUCAUACCGUCCUCUCUCGUCUACGACUCUUCUGAAGAUUAGUCCAACCGCAAUGGCGAAACUUGCGCUGCUCUUCGCUCUCUUUGUGCUCCCGGCGAUCGCCGUCGCCGCCCGCCCGACGAAGCACCCCCUCGUGGUGCGUGGAAGGGUCUACUGCGACCCCUGCAAGGCCGGCUUUGAGACCUCCGCCUCUACUUUCAUUGCAGGUGCCAAGGUGAAGGUUGAAUGCAGGCACAGGCAGACGUCGAAGCUCCUGUACAGCCGGGAAGCCACCACUGACUCGACCGGGACCUAUGUGAUCCCUGUCUCUGAGGACCACAAGGACGAGUGCUGUGAUGCAAUGCUCGUGAGCAGCCCUCACCCCACCUGCAAUAUCCCAACGGAGGGACGGGAUAAGGCUCGUGUCAUCCUCACCCGCAACAACGGGAUUUGUACGGAUGAUCGUUUCGCCAACAGCAUGGGUUUCAUGACAGCACAGCCCAUGGCUGUCUGUGCCCAGAUCCUCCAGCAGUACCAGGAGUUCGAUGACUAGGCAUGAGCAGAUGAUCUCUCUCUUGGUUAUCCACCUCUCGGAUUCCUUAAGUUUGAUUUAGCUAUCGUUAAUCAGACUAUCCAUUAGUAUAUGCAUCCUCGAGUGCCCGGAUAUUUAUAUUAAUCUACAUGUGUUUGUAUGGAUUCUUUAAAACCUAUUGAUGUUCUUGGCAGUUCCUAUGGGUGAUGGACUGUCUUCAGCUGUUUUCAUUUAAAGCUUUUAACACCGCAGUUGAAAUGUA
Molecule: messenger RNA, 824 nt
Organism: Punica granatum (pomegranate)
Lineage: Eukaryota; Viridiplantae; Streptophyta; Magnoliopsida; Myrtales; Lythraceae
Source: RefSeq, a predicted model, not a curated record